Messenger RNA from Coffea eugenioides, 1592 nucleotides. Its product is annotated as ATG8-interacting protein 2. The transcript is spliced from 3 exons. NCBI's taxonomy places the organism in Eukaryota, Viridiplantae, Streptophyta, Magnoliopsida, Gentianales, Rubiaceae. Gene Ontology annotation, cellular component: intracellular membrane-bounded organelle. The coding region runs from base 238 to 1176 and encodes 312 amino acids. The record is from RefSeq and is a predicted model, not a curated record.
AAGACUCCCCCACUCACUACCAAUCACUAUAUAAAACAGUUCUCUCUUUCUCCAAAGUUCAUUCACUGAGGCAGUUUUCAAUUAUUCUAUCACAGGACAACGAUUCCUCCGUUAUCGUCACCGAUCGUCGUCAUCUAUCCUUCUUUCCCUUCACUUCUCCUGCACAGAUUUAUCUUUCAUGUCUUUACUCAUUUAAAGGGUGAAAAUGCAGUUUGUGGAGCUCAAAAGUUGAAUUAGAUGGCAGAUAACGAGGAGAAGGAGGAACCUGCUGCUCGUGGAAAUGAGUGGGAAGUUGUGUCACUUACAGCAUCAACGUAUGCUGCUGCUCCUAAUUCAGACCAAGUCAAUGUAACUGAUGAUGAGAAUGGUAAUCCUGCUGCAGAAGAUGAAGCUGCAGAAACUUCUCGAGCAUUGUUUAUGUCUGGUCACUUUGUCUUUCCGCCAAGUCAGCAUGAGAAUCUGCCAUUGGAAACUGAACGUAAUGAAAUCUGCAGUGUACAGGGGAAUGAGGAUGCUGGUUAUCAAUCAGUUGGAGAUGAAGAGAUUCAGCCCAAAACAAAGGAACAAGCAAUGAUGAAUACCAAAGGAUUGACCGUGCCAGAUGAAUUUCCAGGAAUUCAAUUUUUUGAUGAAAAGGGUAACAUACUUCCUGUUGGUGGUACAGAAUAUGAAGAAGGUACUGCAUUCCAAGGGUUGAAUUUGGUAGACAAGGAGCAGAGUCUUUAUAAUAGUGAGACAUUUAGUUCCUUCCAUAGUGAAAGGGUGAUAGGCAGAGCUGCUAAUGUGGACGAGGACACGGAAAUUACUGAAAUAGAGGAACCUUAUGACCAUGGAUUAGAUUCAGACUUAUCCAAACCAACUGAUGAAGAAUAUGAUGAAUCAGACCUUCCCUGUGGAGCUUGGUGGAAGAGGCGGGCUGCUUCUUUUUACGCCCAUGCUAAAGAGGCUAACACAUUUUGGUCAGUAUUCAUUGCUGCAGCUGUUAUGGGUCUUGUAAUACUGGGUCAGCAGUGGCAGCAAGAGCGAUGGCAAGUUUUGCAACUUAAGUGGCAAUUCAGCAUCAGCAAUGAGAGGAUGGGCAGGGUGAUGGGGUCCUUAGCUCGGUUUAAAGAUGUGAUUGUGGGUGGUCAAAGACGGGGUUCUCUUAUUAGGGCCAGCACCUCCACGGAGCAUUAAGAUGGGGAUGGCAUAGUACUGAAAUGCAGUGUUGGUGAUGACGAUGAUGAGAAGUUGUGGUAGAGAGAGAGAGAGAGAGACAGAAGUUGGAGUCUCCCGUACAAGGUGCUCUUUGGCUUCAAGUGUUACUGAUCCUGUUUCCUUGAAAACUGUAGAGUUUGUCAAUAUUUACUUAUUGUGAUGCUGCUAUGGAAUGGAUGUUUCUAUUUUUUUCUUUCUUAAAAAAAAUAUAAGCUUUGAAUGAAUAGUUGGUGGCUUGACAUUUUACUGAAGAGAAUUCCUGGCUGUGUGAUCUGAUUAGCAUUUGCUGGUAUGAAGCUUGCUUGUUUCUGGCUUUUACAGAUGUUGGCUCCUGUACAUAUAUAGCUUAUCACCUAUCAAUUAAUCAAUGGGGAUGAAAUCAAGCCAAUUAUCAA